CUUACAAUUUAGAGCAACCUUUCACACUAGACGCAUCUACCUAAGGGCAUAAGUGUUUCAAAGUCUGGAAGAGGGAGUCAAAAAGUCAAGUAUGAAUGGAAAUUCAAUGUAAGAUGUAAUUAUUAUGUAGCUGAGUUCCUUUAUCCUUUGUGCUCAUGAACGUACAACUAUUUCAAAUUGGCGCCAAUCAGGCAUGAGGCGGAUGCUUUCAAGCAUUAAGGUGGUUGUGGGGUAAAUUGGUCGCCCACUUCCUGACUUCCUUCCUCUCCGUCUCCCUCUCUAUUCCAAAGUCUCAACUUGCAUCUGACUCACUUGCAUGGGUAAUAUCAACCAGACAAUUCUCCCACUGCCGCCUUCCUCACUAUCCGUCUACUACUACCGGCGCCAACUCGCUGGCCAUGCAGCUCGAGCUCUGUCCGAGGUCUCUAUUUCCAAGGAUGGCGACAUUGACACUCAACUUGGAGUCUUCGGCGUCUCCAUUUCCCAGCUCGAUGAUGGGGCGAUCGACCAUAUUGCCUUCGCCACCGACAUAGCUGUGUAUCUCAUCGAGGUUGGUGGAAAUGCGCGGGGCGAUGGGGCUCUAGACCGUGUUUUUCAAAAAUUCUUAGGAUCCACUACCACGGUUUUAGCAGGAUUUGGUAUGCCCCGGAUUUCUCUUCGACUUCGCCAUAAUCUGGGAUAUCAUGUCCGAGGCGUGGACCUUUCUACACUCUUUUCUUCUAGUACUUCCGCGUGGCGUCCAUCGAAGGUUGUACAAAAACUUUGCGCGAUCGAUAAUACAUUCCGUGUUGACUCUCUUUGGCACGAGAACGACCAAGAAGGCUCCGUAGAGAAGCUGUGUUUGAGGGCGUGGAUUUCUGCAAAAGUUGGAAGGUCGGAGGUGGCAAGAGUUCCAAUUGAGAAUGUACGAAAGGUUGAUACACGUCAUGUAAGGAAAGAUAUACUCUCGUGUCUGGGCACUUUGUUACAACAGACCGAUGUUUUGGCCCGAGCGGCUCCAAGGGUGACGCAUAGCGAACACGAGUCUUACGACUUCAACAAAGACGGGAAAAUGAAGUUGCAAAAUUCACGCUACAAGACUCGGGUGCGAGUCAGUAAACAGUCAUACGUCGAGGUAGUGAGCCGCACUGGCAAGGUCUAUCAAGGUGAAGCCGUCCGCGCAAAGGGAAAAACCACAGAAAUUGCCUUUCGACAGGGGAUCUCGGAAGCCAGUGAUAUCUCUUCAGUUCAUAUAGUCGGCUUAGACGAACCUACUCCUGCUGAAAAGGCUCGAGAUACACUACUUUUGAGGGUUCUGAAAGAUGAAGAUAAACUUCUCGAUGCUGAUUUUGUUCGUUAUCUCUGGUUUCGAACACGGGAAGAUGAACAAAUCCUUCUGUACCCGUCUCCGGAUUUCACAGGUUCUACUCAUUCGAACGCGUUAAAGCCGUACGUUCGGCACUUGAAUGAUUCACAGGCGAGGGUGGUAACGGCGAUGACUUCAAAUGACCCGAUAGUAAUUGUACACGGCCCCCCUGGGACAGGUAAAACAACAACGAUAUCUUCUGCCGCCGAAGUCUGGUCGAAAAUGUACUCCCUCCCCGUUUGGAUCAUCGGACAUUCGAACGUCUCAGUCAAGAAUAUCGCUGAAAAGUUGUUAAAGCGAGAUGUUGACUUCAAAUUGAUUGUCUCGAAGGAAUUCUACGUUGAAUGGCACGAACACAUCUAUGAAAAAAUAACUGCAAGAUUGAUCCGCACGGACGAGCUACCAGAUAAUGUCCUUGGAAUGAGUCGUUUAAUUGGCAGUUCUACAGUGAUCCUUUCGACGCUUGGACUCUUAUCGAAUGCCGCUCUAGAGAGUAAUGGUCUUUUUCGCGUUGUAUCUGUCGAAAGGCUCGUUAUAGAUGAAGCGUCUCAGAUCAAUGUAUUUGAAUACAUGCAUAUCUUUCACAAAUUCAGAAGAUCUUUGGUCAAGGUGUGCUUUUUUGGCGAUUCGAAGCAAUGCGAUACCACCAUUUGGUCAGGAGAGGGUAAAAACUCUACAAAGUAUCUUCGACAUUGAGUACUUGAAACCAACAAGCUACUUUCUUGAUGUUCAAUAUCGUUUGCCAGUGCCCCUCGGAGAGUUCAUUUCAAUGAAAGUUUAUGAAAAUCAGUUGAAGUCAUUCCAUAGCAUUACGCAGUACAGUUGUGUGCGGUUUGUUGAUACACCUCGUGGAGUGGAGGAGAGAAGCGGGGUCAGUUGGAUUAAUCUGGGCGAAAUUUCGGUGAUAGUGAAUCUGAUUAAGAAUUAUUAUCAGAAAAAGGAUUUUUGUGUUAUUACUCCAUAUGAUGCACAACGGGCUGCUAUAGAGAAACAGCUCAAGCAGGAAAAUAUUCCAUGGGAGAAGGUGUUCAAUGUAGAUAGCUUUCAA
Lentinula edodes (shiitake mushroom) is the source of this 2393-nucleotide messenger RNA. Its product is annotated as P-loop containing nucleoside triphosphate hydrolase protein. NCBI's taxonomy places the organism in Eukaryota, Fungi, Basidiomycota, Agaricomycetes, Agaricales, Omphalotaceae. The transcript is spliced from 10 exons. Bases 317 to 2041 code for a protein of 574 amino acids. Gene Ontology annotation, molecular function: 5'-3' DNA helicase activity. The record is from RefSeq and is a predicted model, not a curated record.